This is a messenger RNA of Ceutorhynchus assimilis (cabbage seed weevil), 1810 nucleotides long. NCBI's taxonomy places the organism in Eukaryota, Metazoa, Arthropoda, Insecta, Coleoptera, Curculionidae. The record is from the annotation of a GenBank genome assembly.
ACGCAAUUGUCAUGUCAAUUGUCAAAAUAACAAAAGUGUGAAAAAAUGGCAGAGCCUGAGCUAAAUCAGCUAAAUGUCGAUAGUUUAAUUCAACGAUUAUUAGAAGUAAGAGGAUGCCGUCCAGGAAAAUCUGUCCACAUGUCCGAAGCAGAAGUGCGCGGACUAUGCUUGAAAUCGAGAGAAAUAUUCUUGCAACAGCCGAUAUUGCUGGAACUUGAGGCUCCACUGAAAAUUUGUGGUGAUAUCCACGGUCAAUACAGCGACCUGUUGCGUCUCUUCGAAUACGGCGGUUUUCCGCCCGAAGCCAACUACCUAUUUCUCGGCGAUUACGUGGACCGCGGCAAGCAAUCUUUGGAAACCAUUUGCUUGUUGCUCGCCUACAAAAUCAAAUAUCCGGAAAACUUUUUCCUGUUGCGCGGCAAUCACGAGUGCGCCUCAAUCAACCGCAUCUACGGAUUCUACGACGAGUGCAAGCGACGUUUCAACAUCAAACUGUGGAAAACUUUCACGGAUUGUUUCAAUUGCUUGCCCAUCGCUGCUAUUAUUGAUGAGAAGAUUUUUUGCUGUCACGGUGGAUUGAGUCCCGAUUUACAGGGCAUGGAACAGAUUAGGAGGAUUAUGCGACCCACUGAUGUCCCAGAUACUGGUUUAUUAUGCGAUUUGCUCUGGUCUGAUCCAGACAAAGACGUUCAGGGUUGGGGCGAGAAUGAUCGCGGUGUUUCAUUUACUUUUGGCGCUGAUGUUGUUAGCAAAUUUCUCAAUCGUCACGAUUUGGAUUUGAUUUGUCGCGCCCAUCAAGUGGUCGAGGACGGGUACGAAUUUUUCGCCAAGCGUCAACUGGUGACGUUGUUUUCGGCACCGAAUUACUGUGGCGAAUUCGAUAAUGCUGGUGGCAUGAUGAGCGUUGAUGAAACAUUGAUGUGCUCCUUCCAAAUUUUGAAACCAUCGGAAAAGAAGGCCAAGUACCAGUAUCAGGGUCCGAAUUCUGGCCGACCGUCGACACCACAAAGAAAUCCGACCAGUAAAAAGAAAUAAAUUGAGCAAUAAUACAAAAAAAAAUACCAUUAUACACUUAUUAUUUAUAUUAUUUUUAUAUUUUUUGUUUCUUCUUGUGCAACAGUGUUUUGUGUUAUUUUAUGUUCAAUGUCCAGGACUAUGAAAGUAAAACGUUGCUGAAGAGAAAAACGAGAGAGAGUAUUUCCUUUUCAUUAUUUUUUUUUAGUUUGUAGCAUGUAUUUACAUUAUUUUCUUCCUUUGACUGAUUUUUGUUUGAGUGACUGGCCACAAUAACCCAAUUAUGUUCACUUGUUUGUUGUAAAUAAAAUUUAAUUUGUCACUUUUAUAUAGAGCAUUUAUAUUUUCUGCAAUUAGGUUUGUUCCCAGACUGUCUCUGGUUUUCAAUGAUAGGUGGGACAGACCAAUAUUUUUUGGGCCACUUUUUAAUUGAUUAUUAUUCAAAAGAAUUAAACAGUGGAUCCAUUUUUUUUUCUGGUAAGUGCAUUUAAUUUAAAAAAUCAAGCAUUUAAAAUUUAUUUAUUUCUUGCAAUAAUUAUUAGAAUCUAGCAUGUAAUUUGCGUCAUCACGUAUUCUUAUGCAGGCCCGCCUUGUCGUUAGUGAAAUAAUUAUUGUAAAGUGAAAAAUGCACUUGCAAAAAACAAAUAAGCGAGUUGGUUGUAAUUAGACUAACUUUGUGUCACUAUGUGUAGCGCCUCUGUUUCUAUAUUAUCCUUAAAAAAUAUUCUUUUAGUACAUUAUGUAGUUUAUAUAAAAUCAGAGCUAUUUAAAUAAAACCUAUAUAUUACUAUGAUAA